AUGGAUAUCCAAGCAAUUACUAACGGAUCCUCAGUCCACAAACAGGUUUUUUUGGGUCACAGCAGCGGUUCUACCGAAAACGAUGCUGUGGCAAUCUCAUAUCCCGCCACCGAAGUGGUGGGCCAUGGUUCGUUUGGCGUCGUCUUCACCACUAAGAUCAACGAAAGUGGCGACCGCGUGGCCAUCAAAAAAGUCCUUCAGGAUCGUCGUUUCAAAAAUCGCGAACUGGAGAUAAUGAAGCAACUUCGGCAUCCUCAGAUCGUGGAUCUCAAAUACUACUUUUACGAAACAGAUCCUGAAAAUGAGGUCUAUCUGAACCUCAUUCUUGAGUAUAUGCCACAGUCGCUCUACCAGCGACUGCGCCAUUUCGUUUCUCAGCGAACUAACAUGCCCCGCAUUGAGAUCAAAUUGUACACGUACCAAUUGGUCAAAUGCCUGAAUUACCUGCAUACACACGCCAAAGUGUGUCAUCGAGACAUCAAACCCCAGAAUCUACUAGUGGAUCCAGAGACAUUUGCACUCAAACUCUGUGAUUUUGGUAGCGCCAAGCAACUCAGGCCCUCGGAGCCCAAUGUGUCCUACAUUUGUUCACGCUACUACAGGGCUCCUGAGCUGAUUUUCGGUGCCACCAACUACACAGUGCAAAUUGACGUUUGGUCAAGCGGAUGUGUGAUGGCUGAGCUCAUACUCGGCCAGCCCAUGUUUCCCGGUGAAAGUGGGAUCGACCAACUUGUGGAAAUCAUCAAGAUCCUGGGAACCCCCACCAAACAGGAAAUAUGUUCGAUGAACCCUAAUUAUAUGGAGCACAAGUUCCCGCAGAUACGGCCUAUCCCCUUGGCCAAAGUGUUCAAACGCGAGGACGAGCAGACCGUUCAAUUUCUAUCGGACGUGCUGCGAUACGACCCUACCGAGCGGUUCACCGCCCUGCAGUGCUUGUGCUCGCCAUAUUUCGACGAGCUACGCCAAGCCAAGGAACAGGACCCGCAACUUGCUGAAGCUGUCCAGAAACUGAAUUUGCUGGACUUCAGCGACCAACUCGAUUUCGACUCGCUUUCUCUCGAAGAAACCCAGAAUGUGAGAGAAAAACUUCUACUAUAA
Messenger RNA from Lachancea sp. 'fantastica', 1098 nucleotides. NCBI's taxonomy places the organism in Eukaryota, Fungi, Ascomycota, Saccharomycetes, Saccharomycetales, Saccharomycetaceae. The record is from the annotation of a GenBank genome assembly.